Ceratotherium simum simum (southern white rhinoceros) is the source of this 1737-nucleotide messenger RNA. Lineage: Eukaryota; Metazoa; Chordata; Mammalia; Perissodactyla; Rhinocerotidae. The record is from RefSeq and is a predicted model, not a curated record.
AUGCCCAGUGGGGUCUGGGGGCACGCCGAGAAAGAGUUCAAAGAGCGCUGCGCUCAGUGUGCUGCUGUCUCCUGGGGUCUUACUGAUGAAGGCAAAUACUAUUGCACUUCUUGCCACAAUGUUACAGAAAGAUCUAAGGAAGUUAUAGACACUGGGGCUAUUCCUAAUACUAAAAUACAAGCCAUCAACCGGGGACUUAAAAGAAAAAGAAAACUUGAGAAAGGCUGGGAUUGGUAUGUGUGCGAAGGUUUUCAGCACAUACUGUAUCAACAAGCAGAAGCCUUAAAGACCCUUGGAGUAGGCCCAGAGUUGAAGAAUGAAGUUUUACAUAAUUUUUGGAAGCGCUACCUUCAGAAGAGCAAGCAGGCAUAUUGUAAAAACCCAGUUUAUACCAGUAAAAGGAAAGCUACGGUAUUAGAAGAUAAUCCAAGUCAUUCAGACUGGGACAGUGAGCCUGAGCUGCUCAGUGACUUGAGCUGUCCUUCUUUUGUUGAAAGUGGAGCCGAGUCUCAGCCUGAUGUGCACACUCAAAAACCUUUCCCCAUCAUCAAAGCAUCUCAAUCAGAAACGGCAUCCAUCUGUUCUGGAUCUCUUGAUGGAGUCGAGUAUUCACUACGAAAGGAGAAAGGAAUUGUGAAGAUGACUGUACCAAGAACACUUGCUUUCUGCUAUCUGUCAUUACUUUGGCAGAGAGAGACAAUUACUCUUUCAGAUCUUUUGAGAUUUGUUGAAGAGGACCAUAUUCCUUACAUAAAUGCUUUUCAGUAUUUUCCAGAAGAGAUGAAAUUAUAUGGGCGUGACAAAGGAAUCUUUGCUAUAGAGUGUGACGAAAUGCAUAAUUUAACCUGCCAAGUGGUAAAAAUGGCUGGAAUAGGAGAAGUGGAUUUUCUGACAUUUGAUCCUAUAGCUAAAAUGGCAAAAACUGUUAAAUAUGAUGUACAAGCUGUAGCUGUCAUUGUAGUAGUACUGAAACUGCUCUUUUUAUUGGAUGACAAUUUAGAAUGGUCUUUGUCUAAUAUUGCUGAGAAAUAUAAUGAAAAGAACAAAGAAGAUAAGCCAUGGUUUGAUUUCAGAAAAUGGUACCAAGUUAUGAAGAAAUCUGUUGAUGAGAAAAAACAAAAAUGGGAGGAAGCCAGGGCAAAGUACCUGUGGAAAAGCGAAAAGCCACUCUACCACUCAUCUAUCGACAGAUCAGUGGUAUAUAAAAGAAGAGAAAUGGUGGUGAAUCUACAAAAACAAUUUAGCACACUGGUUGAUUCAACACCAACUGUUGCAAAAAAAAGUGCUUCAAGUUUUCAGUUCAACUGGACUGAAGAAGACACUGAUAGAACUUGCUUCCAUGGACAUAGCCUCCAGGGAAUCCUGAAGAAGAAAGGCCAGUCACUGACUACCAAGAAUUCACUCUACUGGCUUAGUACACAGAAAUUCUGUAAAAGCUAUUGUAAACAUGUGACAACUUAUGAAGAAUCAAAUUUUUCUCUGAGUUAUCAGUUUAUACUAAAUCUCUUCUCCUUUCUGCUGAGAAUAAAGACCUCCUUUCUCCAUGAAGAAGUGAGCUUAAUUGAAAAGAGACUUUUUAAAGCAAAAUACAGUAAAACAAAAAAGAAAUCUUCAAGAUCCAGGAAAGUAAGAAAAUAUUGAGAGAAAUGAAGUAGAAACUUUCUUGGAAAAUAUUUUAAUAGUGACAGUAAUGUCAAAUUAUAACAUUCCAGAGAGUUGUGGAAAAUAAAAUUUUAU